UCGGCGUGACCAUCCGUUAGGAGAUGUUCUCCGAACGUGCAUCCUCGGCCUGCCUUUCUCAGUCCUGAUGCAGGCAAGCGAUCUGCAGUAAGGCGCGCGCGUGGCGCUGGAGGGCGCGCCGGCGGUCGGCGGGCCGCGGAGACCCGGGGCUCCGUCGGGCCCGGGUGCAGAGCGGAGCGCGCGGCUCGGCUCCCCCGGCGGCCCGGCCGCGGUGCAGGGACGCGCGGGGCCAGCGAGGGGAGCUGCAGGGUAACUUUUCCAGGGAAAGCGGCCGGUCGUCCCCACCAGAAGCCUCCCUGCCUUUUGUUUGUUUUCCUGCCGGAGGCUGGAGAGCGGCCGGGUCCUCGUUGCUCACCAUGCGCCGCGCGGCCCGAGCCCCUCGCCGGCGCCCCCGGGCGUCCCUGCGCGGACCCCUCGGCCGGUCCUAGCGGGGAUCGCCCGCUGCCCGCGCCCGCUCCCGGGCCGCCCGCUCUCCGAGGAGCCGCGCUCACCGCAGGGGCGGGCCCCCGCCUGUGCUCGCGGCGCCGGCAGGGCUCAUCUUUGAAAAUAUGUAUUUGGGAGAUAGUCACGUUCUUUUGAAGACCUCUUGCUGCUGCUGCUGUUGCUGCUGCCAUCGAAAAAUCUGGUUACACUCCGGGGAGGCCUGCUGCGGCUGCAGGACUGGUCCACCUCUGGCCUGAGAUGAGUGUCCGGCCUGAGCAGGCACACCAUGAAUAGAUACACAACCAUCAAGCAACUUGGGGAUGGAACCUAUGGUUCCGUCCUGCUGGGAAGGAGCAUUGAGUCUGGGGAACUGAUUGCUAUUAAAAAAAUGAAAAGAAAGUUUCAUUCCUGGGAGGAAUGCAUGAACCUUCGGGAGGUCAAGUCUUUAAAGAAGCUCAACCACGCCAAUGUAGUCAAAUUAAAAGAAGUUAUCAGGGAAAACGAUCAUCUUUAUUUCAUCUUUGAGUACAUGAAGGAAAAUCUUUACCAGCUCAUUAAAGAAAGAAAUAAGUUGUUUCCUGAGUCCGCUAUAAGAAAUAUCAUGUAUCAGAUAUUGCAAGGACUUGCAUUUAUUCACAAACACGGCUUCUUCCAUCGGGACUUAAAGCCGGAGAACCUCCUCUGUAUGGGACCCGAGCUUGUGAAAAUCGCAGACUUUGGAUUGGCCCGAGAAAUCCGCUCAAGACCUCCAUACACAGACUAUGUGUCUACCAGAUGGUACAGGGCCCCGGAGGUGCUGCUGAGGUCCACCAACUACAGCUCCCCCAUCGACAUCUGGGCGGUGGGCUGCAUCAUGGCAGAGGUGUACACCCUCCGGCCGCUCUUCCCCGGGGCCAGUGAGAUCGACACGAUCUUCAAAAUCUGCCAAGUGCUGGGGACGCCGAAAAAGACGGACUGGCCUGAAGGCUACCAACUUUCAACUGCUAUGAACUUCCGCUGGCCCCAGUGUGUCCCCAAUAACUUGAAGACCCUGAUUCCAAAUGCCAGCAGCGAAGCAGUUCAGCUCCUGAGAGACAUGCUUCAGUGGGAUCCCAAGAAACGGCCGACAGCUAGCCAGGCGCUUCGAUAUCCUUACUUCCAGAUUGGGCACCCCCUGGGCAGCACCACACAGAGCCUUCAGGAUUCAGGAAAACCACAGAAGGACAUCCUGGAAAAGGCAGGCCCACCGCCCCACAUAAAGCCGGUGCCUCCCGCCCAGCCCCCAGCCAAGCCACACGCACGGAUUUCGUCGAGACAGCAUCCAGCCAGCCAGCCCCCUCAGCAUCUCCUGUACUCCUACAAAGCCGAGGCUGCCAGGACAGACCACCCUCCGGAGGACAAGCCCAGCCCUCUGCACUUGCCACCCCUCCACACCAAGCAUCCUCAGGCAAAAAUUCUCACCAGCCUGGAGCACAAAAAUGGUGAGAUCAAGCCAAAGAGUAGGAGGAGGUGGGGUCUCGUUUCCAGGUCGACAAAGGAUUCCGAUGACUGGGCUGACUUGGAUGACUCGGAUUUUAGUCCCUCGUUCACCAGGAUUGACCUGAAAAACAAGAAGAGACAGAGCGAGGAGGCUCUCUGCAGAUUUGAGAGCGUUCUGGACCUGAAGCCCUCCGAGUCCGGGGGCGCCGGGAGUAGCGCCCCCACCCAGACGUCCUAUCCCAGGCGCGACACACCCACCCUGCGGUCUGCGGCCAAGCAGCACUACCUGAGGCACUCCCGGUACCUGCCCGGAAUAAAUAUAAGAAAUGGCAUACUCCCAAAUCCAGGCAAGGAUUUUAUUCCGUCGAAUCCGUGGUCCAGUUCUGGUUUGUCUGGAAAAUCUUCAGGGACGGUAUCAGUGAUCAGCAAAAUAAAUUCAGUUGGUUCCUGCUCAACGAGUUCUAGCGGAUUGGCUGGAAACUAUAUCCCUUCCUUUCUGAAAAAAGAAGUCGGUUCUGCGAUGCAGAGGGUCCACUUGGCCCCUAUUCCCGACCCUUCCCCUGGUUAUUCUUCCCUGAAGGCUGUGAGACCUCAAGCCGGGCGACCUUUUUUCCACACCCAGCCCAGAAGCACUCCCGGAUUGCUGCCCCGGCCUCCCGCCGCCCAGCCCGUGCACGGCCGGACGGACUGGGCUUCCAAGUACCCGCCUCGGCGAUGACCGUCACCCAGCCCUUCGUAGGGGACCACGGGACACCAGCCCUCAGCCAGCUGGUGGUGUUUCACCUUAAGACUUUCAGAUGGUGGAAAAGCCGAGUCUUUAUAAUUGUUCUUGAACUGAGACAUUUCAAUAUUCUUUUUUAAAGUUUUUUUUUUAAUAUUGAUUUGAAUGCAAUAGCUUUUUUUGUACAAAGUUAUUUUAUUCUAAAACUGGGUCCCCUUAUUUUCUUAAACGGCAGGAUUUUGUAUAUAUGGAUUAUGUUUUAGCAUUUUAUACAGUCAACUUUGUAAUGAACUUUUUAAAGAUUAAUUGAUUUUCCUUUGGGGUUCCAGGUAAUAUUUUAUACAGAUUUUUUAAAACGUAAUAAUAUUGAUGCAGUAUUGCAACAGGGGUGCAAUUUAAGGCUACACGAUAAAGGGUUAUUUCCUUGAUGUGUGCAGAUAUCUGUGAAAUUUCCGAUGUGGCGUAUUCGGUACUUCUUGGACUGACCUCAGCACUAGAAAAGUGACUGCUGUUCUCAAUUUCAUGUUAUUGGUUCGACUUUUUGAUACCACUGGGCUGUUCUCAAAGUACUAUUCCAUGAUUCACUUUGUUUUCUUUUUACUCCCCAGAUGAAAGAACCCUAAGUAAACAUUUUUUGAGAUUUUCAUAGCACCCUUUUUGAUGGUUAGUAAAAUCCAGCUGAAACCAAGCUAUGCCAUCACAUUCUAUUUUCCCCUGUUUCUGAAGUUCAAGGGUAUAAGUACCCACAAAAGGGAAGCUUUUCAAGCCAAAAUGUUCUCAACAUAAAGGUUAAUGCAGUCACUUUAAUGUAUAUCCCUGCAAAUGUGCAUGAUCUGAAAGCAGCUAGGUUUCAAAGCAGCAGCAGAUUUUAUAAGAUCAGAACCCAUAGAAUUUUGCACCUAGCUCAGUUCUCCAGUCCUCUAGUCAAAUUUUUAUGGCAAUUCGGGGGAGCAGGAAAGAUGGAUGGCAGAGGUCCCACUGGUCUGGGAAGUCACAGUUACCAUGAUGUCGCUGUCUGUCACAUGCCACAUUCGAAUUCUUAACCCUGGUGUAGUUUCUUUCGACAGUGAGAAUUCCAUUUGUCGGGCAGAGGCGGUUCCACAGAGAGGAAUGUUUACAGCAAUUUAGAAAAUGACAAAGCUGGUUUGGAGAUAGAAAAAGACAAAAGGUCCACUCUCCUCCGUCUCUGUGGGGCACCCUCGCCUCCACUCACGGUUUCCUGAAAGGCUAGAGGGAAGGUCACGGCCAGUAAGUGCAAUGUGGUCUCCAGAUCGUAUUGACUCACCUUUUCCCAGGGCUCCAGCCACUCUCGUUUGGUUCUAGGUUCCAGGAGUUGAGCCAAUGACAUUGUCAUUUCGAUAGGUUAACAUGCAUAUUGGUACUUUGAGAUGGUUCAAACUAAUAACUUGGUAAAUUUUUGCAUUGCUGUAUUAAUAACACGUUGCAGCUUGAACAAAUCACCACGGUUCCCAAAGGGCCCUAACCUAAAGUCAGUGAGUAAUGUGUGCUUUGGAGAGUCUGGCUCCAGAAUGUACUUGACCAAGUACCAUGAUCCCUGGGGGCAUAAGAAAAGCACAUGAUGGGUGUGGAUCUGAGAUGGAAUAUUUUCCUGUUACCAAACUGGCGGCAAAGCUUCAGGAAAUAAAUAUGUACAUGUAAGCACAACUUGAAGCUGGAUUUAUUUCUGUAUUAUCUUCUUAACUCAUUAUCUAAAGCAACAGAAAAUGUGUUUUCAGAGAUGAGUCCUUUACUGUGAGGUUAAUAUUUAUAUCCCCUUUCUGUGUUGUGUAUAAAAAGUAAGUUAAUCUGAAACCUUACCCAGCUCGCUGGAAAGCUGGUUUUAAAUUGUAAAUAGGCCCCAGAGAAGCCGCUGGGUUGUGAAUACUGUAUUCUUGGCCCUAGUUUAUGUUAAGUCCUUUUUUUUUUUUUUUCAAU
Molecule: messenger RNA, 4537 nt
Organism: Vicugna pacos (alpaca)
Lineage: Eukaryota; Metazoa; Chordata; Mammalia; Artiodactyla; Camelidae
Gene: CILK1
Product: ciliogenesis associated kinase 1
Biological process (GO): protein phosphorylation
Molecular function (GO): ATP binding; protein kinase activity
Source: RefSeq, a predicted model, not a curated record